Messenger RNA from Suillus fuscotomentosus, 1073 nucleotides. Its product is annotated as AIG2-like family-domain-containing protein. Bases 148 to 615 code for a protein of 155 amino acids. Lineage: Eukaryota; Fungi; Basidiomycota; Agaricomycetes; Boletales; Suillaceae. The record is from RefSeq and is a predicted model, not a curated record. The transcript has a single exon.
UUUGUUCUUUUACACUAUCCCAGGUAAUGAUUUUCUGAUUUGUAGGUGGACUUGAUAUUGAUGUUGCAUUACUAGCCACGCCCGUAACGUAUUACGGCGGAAGGUGAAAUCGCUAGAUCUCUAUCACCUAUCACUCUUCACAAGACGAUGGACCCUACUACUGCGUCCGACAGCCCCGUUGCACCAAUAUUUGUCUAUGGGACGUUAAUGGCCGCCCCUCUCCUGGCCUGGGCAAUAAAGGGCGACUCGUCGAAAGCGGGAGACGUCCUCUCUCAGCGUAAACCUGGGACAAUAACGGGUUUCGAAAGGCGCCGCGUCCAUCGCCGUGAUUAUCCUGCGCUCAUCCGUAGCAAUGACACUCGCACUGUUGAUGGAUAUGUAAUCUUUCCCACCAGCCCCUCGGAGUGGAAGAAAUUGGAUAAUUACGAGGGUAGUUCGUACGAACGAACCCCAGUUGUAGUGGAUAUGGCCGAUGGAAGCAAGUUGGAUGCAUACACAUACGUGUGGAAGGGGGAAGCAGAGACUUUAGCAGAUGAGGAUUGGGUUUGCGUAUUUGAGACCGAGAGGCUGGACGCCUGGCUCAAGCGCUUUGGUGGAAUGGUGCUUGCCGGUUGAUCGAUGUCGAUGUCUCGUCCCUGCACUGUCAUCUGCGCUCAAGGUCGUCGAGUUCUCUUGACAAACAAAUCCUCCGGGACCUUCCAUCAGAACAUCGGUCAUAUUAUCUCCAACUGCCAGUUUGUUCAGGUACGGAUAGUAUCCAGCACUUAUCAUAUAAAUCUGUACUAGUGUUAAUCAGGAAUACACGUUGAAUCGCAUGGUCUUGCACCCGACCGUGACAUUAUGGAGGCUGCGGCACAUUGCGUCGUAUUGCAUGCCUCCCAUCUCGUAUCCACCAAGUUUUUCAUGGCAGUUCAUGCGCGGUUCCAAGCGCAUAUCUUUAGUCCUCCCGAUUUCUGUGUAUCGUUUAGCGAGGUCAUCAUGAAUCUACUGCGAAAGUUAGUAUCCAUGUAUGUGUAUCAUGUGCUGGCAGUAAACAAGAAUAAGGCUUACCUUAGUCCACAAAUGUCGCAGUC